GAAAGCGAAAGAAACCUGUGGAAAGAUGAUAGUGAAAAGGAAAAUGUGGAGAUUGGAUUGGAGUGUCAUACGACAGGGGAUGGCAAAGAAGGGGAAAAGCCCACAACAGCCUGACAGGUGUUGGCUCCAUAGUUGGCCCAAAAACUGGCAAGGUGAUUUGUUUUUAUGGCAUAAAAUUUUAUUUUUUGGUUUUACUCUGCUUAACAGCUGUGGAGUAAAAAAUGCAGUUGUAUCUGUUCUUGUUGAGGAUGAUGAUUCAUCUACCAUAAGCAAAGUGAGGAAAAAUGUUGAGCAUGAGGUUGAAAAAUGGUCAGAUGUAGUCAAUGCUAAAAGAUCCUUUGGUAGCUCACUAUACAGCAUCAAGACUGAAAACAAAACAGAGGCCUGACAGAUAUG
Stylophora pistillata is the source of this 396-nucleotide messenger RNA. RefSeq lists its product as uncharacterized. The record is from RefSeq and is a predicted model, not a curated record. NCBI's taxonomy places the organism in Eukaryota, Metazoa, Cnidaria, Anthozoa, Scleractinia, Pocilloporidae.